Molecule: messenger RNA, 1233 nt
Organism: Mus pahari (shrew mouse)
Lineage: Eukaryota; Metazoa; Chordata; Mammalia; Rodentia; Muridae
Product: keratin, type II cuticular Hb6-like
Exons: 8
Coding region: 1-1233 (410 amino acids)
Biological process (GO): intermediate filament organization; keratinization
Cellular component (GO): keratin filament
Molecular function (GO): structural constituent of skin epidermis
Source: RefSeq, a predicted model, not a curated record
AUGACUUGUGGAUCCUACUGUGGUGGCCGCGCCUUCAGCUGUGCCUCAGCCUGUGGGCCCAGGCCCGGCCGCUGCUGCAUCUCUGCAGCUCCCUACAGGGGCAUCUCCUGCUACCGCGGACUCUCAGGGGGCUUCGGCAGCCACAGCAUCUGCGGGGCCUUCCGCUCUGGCUCCUGUGGACGCAGCUUCGGGUACCGAUCUGGAGGCAUCUGCGGGCCCAGCCCACCCUGCAUCACCACAGUCUCUGUCAAUGAGAGCCUGCUCACACCCCUCAAUCUGGAGAUCGACCCCAAUGCUCAGUGUGUGAAGCAUGAGGAGAAGGAGCAGAUCAAGUGCCUUAACAGCAAGUUCGCGGCCUUCAUCGACAAGGUGCGCUUCCUGGAGCAGCAGAACAAGCUGCUGGAGACCAAGUGGCAGUUCUACCAGAACCGCAAGUGCUGUGAGAGCAACAUGGAGCCUCUGUUCGAGGGCUACAUCGAGACCCUGAGGCGGGAGGCUGAUUGUGUGGAGGCCGACAGCGGGAGGCUGGCUGCCGAGCUCAACCAUGCGCAGGAGUCCAUGGAGGGCUACAAGAAGAGGUACGAGGAGGAAGUUUCUCUGAGAGCUACAGCUGAGAAUGAGUUUGUGGCUCUGAAGAAGGAUGUGGACUGUGCCUACCUGCGCAAGUCAGACCUGGAGGCCAACGCAGAGGCGCUGACCCAGGAGAUCGACUUCCUGAGGCGACUGUAUGAGGAGGUGAGGGCAGCAGCCAGAAUAAUCCAGAGGCUGACUGCUGAGAACGAGAAUGCCAAGUGCCAGAACACCAAGCUGGAGGCUGCCGUGACCCAGUCUGAACAGCAGGGAGAGGCUGCCCUCGCUGAUGCCCGCUGCAAGCUGGCUGAGCUGGAGGGUGCCCUGCAGAAGGCCAAGCAGGACAUGGCCUGCCUGCUCAAGGAGUACCAGGAGGUGAUGAACUCCAAGCUGGCGCUGGACAUUGAGAUCACCACCUACAGGCGCCUGCUGGAGGGCGAGGAGCAGAGGUUGUGUGAGGGCGUUGGCUCCGUGAAUGUGUGCGUGAGCAGCUCCCGCGGUGGCGUCGUCUGUGGCGAUCUCUGCGUCUCUGGUACUGCCCCUGCUGUCAACACAAGAGUGUGCAGCGCCCCCUGCAACGGAAACGUGGUGGUGGGCACCCCCAAUGCCUGCGCCCCCUGCGCAGGGGCAGGCUCCUGCAGCGGAGGCUGUAAGAAGUGCUAG